CCAAGAAGCACGCAAUUACUCCUCUAGACUCAACAUGUCUUCUACUCAAAGUGGCCAAGUCCCGAAACCAUAUGUGCUUUCCUAUAUAAGGAAGCCCGAAUUCCGUGUCGGAGACGAAGUGUAUCUGCUAAAUGCCGGCGGAUCCCGUGAGGGACCAUAUGUAAUUGCGUCUCUUCCAUCUACUGGACAUUGUACUCUUAGCGAUAGCAACGGAAAUGCGAUCGGCGGCGGGCAGGCGAUAAGUGUGGAUGAUGUAGAGGCUGCUUGAGGGUUUCGCAAUGUUUACCUAUCUGAGUAGGUAGGUAGAUGAAGCAAGGCACCCAAUCGCUGGGAGCAUAGCGACA
Messenger RNA from Lasiosphaeria miniovina, 344 nucleotides. RefSeq lists its product as uncharacterized. The record is from RefSeq and is a predicted model, not a curated record. NCBI's taxonomy places the organism in Eukaryota, Fungi, Ascomycota, Sordariomycetes, Sordariales, Lasiosphaeriaceae. Bases 35 to 268 code for a protein of 77 amino acids. The transcript has 3 exons.